Messenger RNA from Chaetomium fimeti, 1131 nucleotides. RefSeq lists its product as uncharacterized. Bases 316 to 1131 code for a protein of 271 amino acids. The record is from RefSeq and is a predicted model, not a curated record. Lineage: Eukaryota; Fungi; Ascomycota; Sordariomycetes; Sordariales; Chaetomiaceae. The transcript has a single exon.
UCUGCCUUCUCCUUCCGCACUCCCUCCUCAUGCCUUCCCAUCUGCCCCCGAUCCACACCAUGGCGCCGCCAGCACCUUCCAUACCUACCUAUAGACUAGAGUGAGAAGGUCCUUGGUGCAUGUCCCUUUGGGAAGUUACAUCUGAGACCAUAACCAUAUCCAUUAUGUCCUCCCACUCAUGCUCCGGUUUCCCAAUUCCUCGCACCUCACCUCCUACCCUCCUCACUACUCUUACCAGCGCUUACCUGAACGGCCACAUCUUUUAUGCGAAACACCUAGCUACUCACGAUCUUUACCCCUCUACGAAGCUUCGAAAUGGGACCCCAAGAAUCUAAACAAAGACCCAGCGUUUUGGACCUGCCGCCGAGAAUUCCAUCUCGACGGUUUACGCUGGCCGUCAAUUUUGCUCUUCGCACGAGUUCUAGUGCACAAGCGUCAGCAAGCGGCAACGAUUCGGCAGCUCCGUCGACUAGAACACAGACCGACAGCGAUGCCCAUGCUCAGCAGCCAGAAGAACCCGGGGAACGCCCAAGGUCGAAUAGCUCACCGGCCUCUACCAGUCUCGAGCCAUGCCAAAUCCUGAGAGUGCAGCGUCGGCGUUCGUAUUUGUACCGCACGAUUCGGACCCAGGCUCAAGCCCAAGCCCGAUUCCAAGCUCAACAGCAAACGCCCGCCUGGCACUCACCAGCGUGCUCCUCCUCAGGCGACGCGGACAACGAGACAGGAGACACGACUCCUUCCUCCACCCACAGCAACAGCACCCCGGACGAAGGAAACCCGCUGUUCUCCGCCAUGGCAGCCAACCUUCUUGCCCUCAUCACCAACCCGCUCGCCAUCAGGAACCGCCACGGUCCGUUCACCACCACGAGAACCAUCCCCUCCAUACACCCAGGCGGCCGCCCCCGAACUGUCGUAACCCGCUGCACCAUGACCAGCGUAGUCUGCCGCUCCCCGGCCACCUCCACCGGGAACGACACCACCAGGAACGACACCACCGGGAACGACACCACCGGGAACGACACCACCGGGAACGACACCACGGGAAACACCACUCCCACCCCCGCGCCCGAUGCGGGCGCCGAAUCCACAGCCGACGCCAGUGACGAAGCGUCGCACGUGGAAGAUGACUAG